GUAAGGAAACGGACGACCAAGAGGCAACGCAAGGCAAAGGCUCGAAAAGCAAGUCAGUGUUGGUGCAAGCCUUGUGUGAAGAAAAGACGAGCCCAAAGAAAGGAGGCUAAAAGGCGUGGUUUGCGAUGGGUUAAAAAUGGAUGGUGGAUACCGGCGGAAGAUUGUGUGAGGUUAAAGGGUUGGGAUCCAUGGCCAGAGCCGACGGGAACGAGCGGUAACAAGGAUGACGACUGUGAUCGGCUAAUGGGCGAAUGGCGCGCAUCGGCCCAUGAUGCGCGCGGUUGGACCAAACAGGAUGAACAUGGGUACACGGCUAUCGGACAGGCCACGGGCAAAUUUGUGCACUUAAAUAAUCAGUUAAAGUAUUCUCUUCAUAUGUUGAUCAUGUUAAAUCUUUUCAAUAUUCAGAUACCGCCCCGUAGGGAGCCGGUUCAGCCAGCGGUCACCCAGGCCACUGUGGUCGCACAGUUCCGCGACUACCAUCCUGAGAAGUUCUGCGGCCAGGAAGAUCCGCGUAUUGUAGACGAGUGGAUUCAGGGCCUCGAAUUGAUCUUUGAGGUCAUGGAUUGCCCAGAUCGUUACCGCAUUAUUUGCGCACAGCUUCAGUUGACCGGUGAUGCCAGACACUGGUGGAAUGCCUACUGGAGCAUGCGUCCCUGCGAGAAAGAAAGGUGUACUUGGGAUAGAUUCAGAGAGAUGAUUCGAGAGAAGUAUUAUCCCACGUAUUACCAAGCUGAGAUGGAGCGGCAGUUCCUGUCGCUCAAGCAGGGUACUUGUUCUGUUGAUGAGUACGAGAGAGAGUUUACCAGACUCAGAGCUUUUGUUCCUGAUCUGGUAUGUACUGAGGCACAGCGAGCACAGUGCUUUACUGACGGGCUUUUCCCAGCAGUCCGUCACAAUAUUGUAGGUCACGGGACCCAGACGUACGCUCGUACCGUUGCCAUUGCUCAGGAGGUGGAUGCCAGCAUUCGAAGGGAGGCGAACCAUGAUCGACUGCAGCCAGUUGCCCCUACCCAGUCAUCGACAGCUCCACUGAUGCCACCAGCUGAUGCCCAAACCCAAAAGAGUCAAAAGAGGAAUGGGAAAGGUGCCCCGAUGGACAGGAAGACCCGACGGAGACUACAACAGAUUCCACAGUGCCACACUUGCGGACGACUUAAUCGCGGAGA
Messenger RNA from Striga hermonthica, 1169 nucleotides. NCBI's taxonomy places the organism in Eukaryota, Viridiplantae, Streptophyta, Magnoliopsida, Lamiales, Orobanchaceae. The record is from the annotation of a GenBank genome assembly.